Oryctolagus cuniculus (rabbit) is the source of this 918-nucleotide messenger RNA. RefSeq names its product vomeronasal 1 receptor oryCunV1R1594. Lineage: Eukaryota; Metazoa; Chordata; Mammalia; Lagomorpha; Leporidae. Gene Ontology annotation, cellular component: membrane. Gene Ontology annotation, molecular function: pheromone receptor activity. The record is from RefSeq and is marked provisional. Gene Ontology annotation, biological process: G protein-coupled receptor signaling pathway.
AUGGCCACCGGAGAUUUGAUAAUGGGGAUGAUCUUCUUAUCACGAACUAUUACAGGAAUCCUGGGAAAUCUCUCUCUUCUUUCCCAUUAUCUCUAUCUCUACUUCACAGGAUGCAAGUUCAGGCCCACAGAUUUGAUCAUCAAACACCUGACUGUAGUCAACUGCUUAGUCAUUCUCAUCAAAGGAGUUCCCCAAACCAUGGCAGCUUUGGGGAUGAAGGAUUUCCUCAGUGAUGCUGGGUGCAAGCUUGUGUUCUAUGUGUACAGAGUGAGCAGGGAUGUGACCACCUGCAACACCUGCCUCCUGAGCAUCUUCCAGGCCAUCAUCAUCAGUCCUGAGAACCCCAGGUGGGCAGAAUUUAAAGCAAAGGCUCCCAAAUGCAUUGGCCCUUUUAUUAUACUUUUCUGGAUACUGAACUUCAUACUAAAUAUCAUGGUACCUCUGUAUGUAACUGAGAGAAAAACUGGCAAAAAUAUCACAGAGAAAGUUGAUCAUGUGUACUGUGCUUCUUUGCAUUCUGGAAAAUUCAUGGAGUCCCUGUAUGCAGCUGUAGUAUUUUUACAAAAUGUUCUUUUUGUGGGCUUCAUGCUGUGGUCCAGUGGCUACAUGGUUUUCAUCCUGUACAGGCACAAGCAGCAGGUCCAAUACAUCCAUAGAACCAAUGUCUCCUCCAGGUCCUCCCCAGAGUCCAGAGCAACUCACAGCAUCCUUGUCCUGGUGAGCUUCUUUGUGUUAUUUUGCAUUUUCUCCUCCAUCCUUCACAUUUGCUUGAGUGUUUUAAACAAUCACAGUCUGUGGCUGGUGAACCUCUCUGCUCUAAUCACUGGCAGUUACUCAACUGUGUGUCCCUACAUUCUCAUGAGCCAUGAUUCAAGAGUCCCCAGGCUCUGCUGUGCCUGCACCAGGAAUAGAGAAUGA